This is a messenger RNA of Teleopsis dalmanni, 547 nucleotides long. RefSeq lists its product as uncharacterized. NCBI's taxonomy places the organism in Eukaryota, Metazoa, Arthropoda, Insecta, Diptera, Diopsidae. The coding region runs from base 171 to 434 and encodes 87 amino acids. The record is from RefSeq and is a predicted model, not a curated record. The transcript has 3 exons.
CGAGUUGAGUUGAAGUAGUCCGAAACAGACUAGUCUGUCAUAUUUCCAGCAGGGCUACAUAACCUCUUUGAUAUUGUUUUGUUAUUGUGUAUGAAAAAAUAAUCUCCCACAAGAAUAAACAUGCAUUUCAAAAACAAAUUCAAUAUAGUGGCUUUACGAAGUUGGGCAAAAUGUCGUUGCAACUUCAAAUUCCAAAACUAAAAGGUCCAGCUAACUACAGAAUUUGGUCCAUGACUGUUCGCGCUUAUCUUGAAUCAGAAGACUUAUGGAAUGUUGUGCAAAGCACACCGUCUGAUAGGGCGGGGCUACGAAAAGAAAGUCGUGCCAGAUAUAUUCUUCUGUGUUUGAUCGAGGAUGAGGUGUUCAACGAACUGGAUUAUUUGGAAUCAGCAGAAAGGUUAUGGGACUAUUUAAAAUUCAAAUAUGAAUAUUAAUUCCAAAAGAAUGAUUACAGUUCAAUUAAAAACGUAUUAUACGAAAUAAAUAUUAAAAUGAAUACACGUGUAUACUUAUCUUAAAGUGUACAACAGAUCAAUAAAGUUUAGGC